This is a messenger RNA of Dreissena polymorpha, 2127 nucleotides long. Its product is annotated as polyubiquitin-C. The coding region runs from base 101 to 1930 and encodes 609 amino acids. Lineage: Eukaryota; Metazoa; Mollusca; Bivalvia; Myida; Dreissenidae. The transcript has 4 exons. The record is from RefSeq and is a predicted model, not a curated record. Gene Ontology annotation, molecular function: protein tag activity; ubiquitin protein ligase binding. Gene Ontology annotation, cellular component: cytoplasm; nucleus. Gene Ontology annotation, biological process: protein ubiquitination; modification-dependent protein catabolic process.
UGCGCUUCAUGCGCAGAUGUUCUCAUAGGUUACGCGGAAACGAACGAGUUACAACAGAAAAAUAUUGAUAGAUAGACAACCAAGCAGAUAAAUAAUAAUCAUGCAGAUUUUCGUGAAGACCCUGACAGGCAAGACCAUCACUCUCGAGGUUGAACCCUCGGACUCCAUUGAGAAUGUCAAGGCCAAAAUCCAAGACAAGGAGGGAAUUCCCCCAGAUCAGCAGAGGUUGAUCUUUGCAGGCAAACAGCUUGAAGAUGGUCGUACCCUGUCUGACUACAAUAUCCAGAAAGAGUCUACACUCCAUCUUGUCUUGCGUCUGCGCGGUGGUAUGCAGAUCUUUGUGAAGACACUGACCGGCAAGACCAUCACCCUCGAGGUUGAGCCCUCUGACUCCAUUGAAAAUGUCAAGGCCAAGAUCCAAGACAAGGAGGGAAUUCCCCCAGAUCAGCAGAGGUUGAUCUUUGCAGGUAAACAGUUGGAAGAUGGUCGCACCCUUUCUGACUACAACAUCCAGAAAGAGUCUACCCUUCAUCUUGUCUUGCGUCUGCGUGGUGGUAUGCAGAUCUUCGUGAAGACACUGACCGGCAAGACCAUCACCCUCGAGGUUGAGCCCUCAGACUCCAUUGAGAAUGUCAAGGCCAAAAUCCAAGACAAGGAGGGAAUUCCCCCAGAUCAGCAGAGGUUGAUCUUUGCAGGCAAACAGCUUGAAGAUGGUCGCACCCUGUCUGACUACAACAUCCAAAAAGAGUCCACCCUUCAUCUUGUCUUGCGUCUGCGCGGUGGUAUGCAGAUUUUCGUUAAGACACUGACUGGCAAGACAAUUACCCUCGAGGUUGAGCCCUCUGACUCCAUUGAGAAUGUCAAGGCCAAGAUCCAAGACAAGGAGGGAAUUCCCCCAGAUCAGCAGAGGUUGAUCUUUGCAGGCAAACAGUUGGAAGAUGGUCGCACCCUGUCCGACUACAACAUACAGAAAGAGUCCACUCUCCAUCUAGUCUUGCGUCUGCGUGGUGGUAUGCAGAUCUUCGUGAAGACCCUGACAGGCAAGACCAUCACCCUCGAGGUUGAGCCCUCUGACUCCAUUGAGAAUGUCAAGGCCAAGAUCCAAGACAAGGAGGGAAUUCCCCCAGAUCAGCAGAGGUUGAUCUUUGCAGGCAAACAGUUGGAAGAUGGUCGCACCCUGUCCGACUACAACAUCCAGAAAGAGUCCACCCUUCAUCUUGUGCUUCGUCUUAGAGGAGGUAUGCAGAUUUUCGUUAAGACCCUGACUGGAAAGACCAUCACCCUCGAGGUUGAGCCCUCCGACUCCAUUGAGAAUGUCAAGGCCAAGAUCCAAGACAAGGAGGGAAUUCCUCCAGAUCAGCAGAGGUUGAUCUUUGCAGGCAAACAGUUGGAAGAUGGUCGCACCCUGUCCGACUACAACAUCCAGAAAGAGUCCACCCUUCAUCUUGUCUUGCGUCUGCGUGGUGGUAUGCAGAUUUUCGUUAAGACCCUGACAGGCAAGACCAUCACCCUUGAGGUUGAGCCCUCUGACUCCAUUGAGAAUGUCAAGGCCAAGAUCCAAGACAAGGAGGGAAUUCCCCCAGAUCAGCAGAGGUUGAUCUUUGCAGGCAAACAGUUGGAAGAUGGUCGCACCCUGUCUGACUACAACAUCCAGAAAGAGUCCACCCUUCAUCUUGUGCUUCGUCUUAGAGGAGGUAUGCAGAUUUUCGUGAAGACCCUGACUGGAAAGACCAUCACUCUCGAGGUUGAACCCUCAGACUCCAUUGAGAAUGUCAAGGCCAAGAUCCAAGACAAGGAGGGAAUUCCCCCAGAUCAGCAGAGGUUGAUCUUUGCAGGCAAGCAGCUUGAAGAUGGUCGUACCCUGUCUGACUACAAUAUCCAGAAAGAGUCCACACUCCAUCUUGUGUUACGCCUCCGUGGUGGAUUUUAACUGGAAUAUCUCGCUAUCACAGAACAUUCUUAGUGUUGUUAUAUGCAUGUAAUUCACAGCAGUGCAACCGAACAUUUAUUCGGUUUCUUAUUUUAAACAUAAUUAAUGAAAACUUGAAAAUCUUUUGUCAAAUUGUAUGUGCAAUUUUAAAAUGUCUGUAAUUUUAUUUCUUAAUAAACAUGAAUGUUGUUAAUAAU